Molecule: messenger RNA, 5127 nt
Organism: Hyla sarda
Lineage: Eukaryota; Metazoa; Chordata; Amphibia; Anura; Hylidae
Gene: KLF6
Product: KLF transcription factor 6
Exons: 4
Coding region: 398-1246 (282 amino acids)
Biological process (GO): regulation of transcription by RNA polymerase II
Molecular function (GO): RNA polymerase II cis-regulatory region sequence-specific DNA binding; DNA-binding transcription factor activity, RNA polymerase II-specific
Source: RefSeq, a predicted model, not a curated record
AAAUAUUGUCAGCGCCACUGAGCAAGUCCUGAGCUCCAGGAGGAGUUGUCAUAGUCUCUUCUUCAGUACUGGGGGAUUUUUUUUUUCCUUCCUUCUUCCUUAAUUGCUAUGCAAUGACAUUUGCAUGAAAACCUGGAGGACUUGCAAUUGCAUUCUGCUGGGAUCUAUACCUUUUUAUUUUUUAUAUCUAUAUAUCUAUAUAGAAAUAAUAUCUAUAUUUUUUAAUAUAUAUAUUUUUUUUUUGGUGGUGAUUUUUUUUUGGGUUUUGCAAGCUCUGGAUUGUAUGUUUCCCUAUUGCGACAUAUAUGGUAGCAGAUCUGGUUUUGCAAGAAAACCUUAAGAGCCUCUUUUUAUUUCGGGUUAGGAUUUUCUGCUCUCUCCUUCCGAUCCGUAGAUCAUGGAUGUUCUACCGAUGUGCAGCAUUUUCCAGGAGCUUCAGAUCGUGCACGACACCGGCUACUUCUCCGCUUUGCCGUCUCUGGAGGAAUAUUGGCAACAGACCUGCCUGGAACUAGAGCGCUACCUGCAAAGUGAGCCUUGCUAUGUGUCGGCCUCUGAAUUUAAAUUCAACGGGGAAGACGAGCUUUGGACCAAAUUUAUUCUGGCAUGCGAGAAAAAGGAGGAGCCCGACCCCCAACUUAUCUGUAUCAAAACGGAGGACAUCUCUGACAGUCAAAAUCUAGAGACCAAUAGUUUGAACUCUGACUUUAGUAGCGACUUAUCGGACAGCUCCGAGGAGCUUUCGCCAACUUCCAAAUUUACCUCAGACCCCAUUAAUGGCAUAGUGAUCAAGUCGGAACCUUUUAGUUCGUCCAUCACUACACCACCGUCAUCGCCCGAACAGGGUAAGGAGUCUCCCUAUCAUUUGUGGAACACUAUCACCGGAGAGCUCCAUUCACCUGGGAAAGUGCGCCCUGGUCCAUUUAUAAAGACUGAUCAAGGUAGCCCGAUCAGCGGUGGAGAAACGUCACCGGACGGCAGGAAACGCGUCCACAAGUGUCACUUCAACGGUUGCAAGAAAGUUUACACCAAGAGCUCACAUCUUAAAGCACAUCAGCGCACUCAUACAGGAGAGAAGCCUUACAGAUGUUCCUGGGAAGGUUGUACGUGGCGUUUUGCAAGAAGUGAUGAACUGACCAGACACUUCCGAAAACACACUGGUGCCAAACCAUUCAAGUGCACACAUUGUGACAAAUGUUUCUCCAGGUCGGAUCACUUGGCUCUGCACAUGAAGCGACACAUAUGAAUGAGGAAGUCACGUGGUUAAAAGCGACUUCAAGGUUGAAUUGCCUUGUGCGAGGGAUGCAAGUUCCAGCCAAAGCAUGCCAAUUUGCACCCUAACCAAUUGCCUUCAAGACCUCACUUCUUCAAGGGGCUUUGCAGGGCUUAUCAAUCGUGUGAGAUGCGGCAUAGCAACCAUACAGUGCUACUUCUGGAGCUGCCUGGGCCCGUGCACUAUUGGUGCUUGAUCUUCUGAGUGGCUUGACUAAGCCGUCGCCGUGAGCAUGUGCACUGAGAAUGUUAAUGUUUGGGUGACUGAAUGGUGACAAGGAGCCAAUGUCUGAAUGUUGAAGACCUCGUUUAGUUUUUUUUUGUUUUUUUUUUUUUGUUUUGUUUUUCUUCGUCUGGUUGAGUUCAGUUGCAAGGGAUUAGAAACAAACAACAAAAAAGGUUUAAAAGAAAAAUAACAAAAAAAAAAAUUAAAAAUAAACGGUUUGAAUGUUUUGUAUGCUAUUGCAUACUCUUGUUAUAUGGGACAACCAUCAAUCAUUCUACUUGGGGGAGGUCGGCUUCUAAAAUAAAAGGAAGCCAUGACUCCUCAAAAGGGGAUUGAUCCCUUUCCUGUGUGAGAGGAGCUUUUGUUGUCUGGUGCAGCUAUUAAACGUGCAAUGUGUCAAGUAGCUUGUUUCUACUGGCUACAACGAUUGUUUGUAACCCAUUGUAUAAGCUGUGUAUUUACAAUUAUAACACAACUAUAACUUCAUUAUAAUAGAAAGGUAUUGCAUGGUUCAGGGGAAAUGUGUACGCUUCUCCAUAAUUUAAUCAGGACUGCAGUUAUGAUUCCAGUUGAGAGCAGCUAAAAAUACAAUUGGUCUGUUGUUACAUUACUUAUGUAUAGAAUUAAAAGGAAAAAAAAAAAAUCAAAAAAAGAAGAAAAAAAAAGUGGAAAACACCACUAUAGCUUAAAAACUGAUUUUUCUCAUGCAGCUAAUUUUUUCUAUUAUUUAUGCCUUGAGGACUAAUUUCCGGUUUUUCUAGCUGUUAACGCACUGUUGUCCUUAAAAAUGGUGCCUUAUGCAAGUGGCCUUCUCCAGUGAUGGAUGGGGGUCAUAUACAGGGGUUUAAGUGAUGUAAGCUUACUUAAGGCUCUGUUGUCACCCAGGGUUGUACUCCUUUCUUUUACUAUUUUUUUUUUUUUAUCAUUUUUUUUCUUCCCUUUUCUUCUUCGGACACACAUGGGUUUUAUGUUGUAAAAAAAGGUGCAAUCCAUAGCAUCCAAUCGCCUCAGAAUAUGGUUCCAUAUUGUAUCAUUUUAUAAGCAACAUAAUAGUAUAAAAAAAAAUAAUCAAGGCAUACGGCCGAAGGCUUUUUAACACUUUUUGGCUCUCGUGUAUGUGUGUCCAUUCUUUCCUGUACUAUGUUGAACGCUCAUGUUAUAGUAAUCUGCUUUUCGGAACACACUGAUCUGUUCAGAACUAUCGCUUACACCUGCUCUACAUGAAACUUGCACAAAUGUAUGUGUACAUGCACUUAAUAUGUAAACUGCUCAUAUACUUGUCAAGGUACAAAAUGUGUUUGUUUGGAAGGUUAACUCUCCUUUAUUUUUAUUUGUUUUUUAUUUUUUCCCUCUCCUUCUUUUGUCUGUAUUCUAUUUAAGUCCCACAAUCCACCAAAGCAAAUGUAAAAACUGGCAACAUUUUUUUUUUUCUCUCCUCAGUCAGUCUCCGCUACACGAUAAACGUGCACUCUACAGCUGAAAAUGUACUAGGCCUGUAGCUAUUCAUAUUUUUAUUUUUAUUUUUUUUAAGGAGGAAAUUUUUUGGGGGGAAAAUUAUUUGGGUGCAAGCCUAUGUAGUCUUAGGUCACUGAGUGUUAAGAUCUGUAUUAAGAGUUUGAAUAAAUAUAUAUAUAUUUUUGUAAUAUGUUAUUUAAUGUCUAAACAGAGAAAAAAAAACCUGUAGAAUAAACUUUAAAGUUGAUAUCCUGAGCAUUGUAGAUUUUAACUAUCACUUUUUGUUAUUUUCUCAUAGUAGAAAUGAAAAAAAUAAAAGAAAUUUAAACCAUUGUCUGCCAAAAGAUAAUGCCGGAUAAAGAAAUUCUUUAUCCUGCAUUAUCUUGCAACCCAAAAAGUUCCACUUGUGUUUCUACCAAUUGGGGCUUACUAUUGUCGUAGCAGGAAGAUGCACACAUUAAAUACAGCAUAUCAUUGGCUUUUUCGUAUGUUCUCUUUUUUAAAUUUUUUUUUAACUAUUUUCUCAACAUUUGAAUUCCUUAUAUCCUGCAUCCUUGCUUUAGUCGAUGCAUAGUAACCAACAAUCCAUAAGAGGCACGAGGACCCUGCUCGAAAAGAGUUCAUAAUGUAUUAGGAGUGAUAGACAUCAGCACUAUUAUAGGCUAUUAUAGACAUCAAUCUGUCAGUGUUCCCCCAACCAGGGUGCCACUAGCUGUUAUAGAACUGCAACACCUAGCAUACCUGAAUAGCCUUUGGCAUGCUAGGUGUUGUAGUUCUGCAACAACUGGAGGCACCCUGGUUGGGAAACACUUGUCUGUGUGGAUGGAGUGGGCAUGCACAGAUAGUGAUGUCACUCACCAGCUUCUGCCGGCACAAUCCAUUCCGAAGUCAGACGUUGAGUUUUGUGAAUACCAUCUAGGAUGUGGCCACAAGACUUGCGUGUAGAGGGUCUAGAGCCUGUUCCCCUUUUUUGGGUUAAAAUGGUUUCUAGGGCUUUCAAUAUCUGAUUCAAUUGGUUGGGUCUGACACCCCGCCGAUCAGCUGUUUGCAAAAGCAGCGGUAGUCUGUUGGUGUCCCACCAGUCAGGUAUCGUCCUAUUCUUAGAGGCCAUCAAUAAAAAAAACAAAGUAAUGGAAAGCACAAGAAAGAAUAUAAAUAUUUGUUCCAGAAGAGACCUGAAAUUUACUGAUUUCCAGACUCCUGAUAUCUCUACUCUGCAAAACAAUGCAAUACCCAUAAGGAAUUGUGCCAAUUUGUAGACAUGGCUCCUAUGUUUUAGUGUUCUGCAAAUCAGAAAGUUUUUUUUUAAGUUUUUCUCUCCUACAAGAACAGUUUGAAAGUGCAAAUUUUUUACUAACCAUGAUUUUGCUUUCCCCGAAGUCUGACAGCAGCACAACGAAGCAAUCGAAUUGACCAUGCUGUCUUUAAUGUGUGACUUGCUGUUUACGGCAGUUUUUUUUUUUUUUUAUAUAUACCUUUUUAAAGGUACAUGUACUAAAUGAAACAAAAUAAAAAAGUGUCUUAAACGUAUUGGCCUAAUAACAGUUUGCUUUUUAAACUUACUGUGUAAGUAAAUUGUCAUUUUCAGUUUGGUUUUGGCAUAAAACCAGUUUAGCUGGCUCUUCCGCUUUUUCCAGUUUCACAUUCUUGUGUGGACAAGGCGAGAAAAAUAGUCUUUGUAUAUAGCCAGAGACUAGUAGCAUUUCUGAAUAGUUUUUUUUUUUUUUUUCCUUUUUUGAAGUGCUCAAAGUUUAGCCAUAAUAAUCACAAGGAGAUAAACAAAGGUGCUUCAAUAUGCACUGGCUUGUCUUGCUUGUAAAAUGCCAUCGGCAUUCUUUUGAAUAAGGUGGAUCCUCCCCGUAUGUGAAUGCCUAUAAUUUACUUCAUAAGAAAAUACACUCUGUUCAGGUGAUAACUGAGCCUCAGUCAAGCUGAAUAGGGGGCGGGGGUGGGGAAAAUCUACAUUUGCUUGAAAUUUGGGGAAAAAAAAGUUUUUUUAUUAGUGAUUUUUUUUUAUUUUAAUUUUAUUUUGAACACCCUGUUAUCUGAAGAAUCUUUGUAAGAUUUUUGUAAAAUGAAAACCGUUUUUUUUUUUGUUUUACAAGAUUUUAUUUGAAAAUUGUUUUUUUUUGCAAGAUUGUUAUAUUUCUGUAUGAAUGUAUUUUUUAUUGGAA